UGUCCAGUUGGAGGGAGUGACACAUCUGUAGCCAGCCCCUCCCUUCUCACCCAUCCUUGCCAGGCUCUCACGUGCUCACAGGGCAUCAGGCAGAAGCCGGCCCCGUGGCUCCCACAAGGGCAGGCCUGUCAGGUUUAAAGGAGAGCAAACCUUGGACAAAGCCACCGUGUCAAGACUCCCUUGGAGGAACUACACAAAGAGGAGUGAGAAGAUGAAUGGGCCAGUGGAUGGUUUGUGUGACCACUCUCUGAGUGAGGAAGGAGCCUUCAUGUUCACGUCGGAAUCUGUGGGUGAGGGACACCCAGAUAAAAUCUGCGACCAGAUCAGUGAUGCAGUGCUGGAUGCCCACCUCAAACAGGACCCCAAUGCCAAAGUGGCCUGCGAGACGGUGUGUAAGACGGGCAUGGUGCUGCUGUGUGGAGAGAUCACCUCUGUAGCCAUGGUGGACUACCAGCGGGUGGUACGAGAUGCCAUCAAGCACAUUGGCUACGAUGACUCUGCCAAAGGCUUUGACUUCAAGACCUGCAAUGUUCUGGUGGCUCUGGAACAGCAGUCCCCAGACAUAGCCCAGUGUGUCCACCUUGACAGAAAUGAAGAAGAUGUGGGAGCCGGAGACCAGGGCCUGAUGUUCGGCUAUGCCACGGAUGAGACGGAAGAGUGCAUGCCUCUCACCAUCAUCCUCGCUCACAAGCUCAAUUCCCGGAUGGCAGAGCUGAGGCGCUCCGGUGUCCUUCCCUGGCUAAGGCCGGAUUCCAAGACUCAGGUGACAGUGCAAUACAUGCAGGACAACGGUGCGGUCAUCCCGGUACGAAUCCACACCAUUGUUAUCUCCGUGCAACACAAUGAGGACAUCACUCUGGAGGACAUGCGCAAGGCCCUGAAGGAGCAGGUGAUCCGGGCCGUGGUGCCAGCCAAGUACCUGGACAAAGACACCAUCUACCACCUGCAGCCCAGCGGCCGGUUUGUCAUCGGCGGCCCCCAGGGUGAUGCUGGCGUCACUGGCCGGAAGAUCAUUGUGGACACCUAUGGUGGCUGGGGGGCACACGGCGGAGGGGCCUUCUCUGGGAAGGACUACACCAAAGUGGACCGGUCAGCUGCUUAUGCUGCCCGCUGGGUGGCCAAGUCCCUGGUGAAAGCAGGGCUCUGCCGAAGAGUGCUGGUGCAGGUAUCCUAUGCCAUCGGCGUGGCUGAGCCACUGUCCAUUUCCCUCUUCACCUAUGGAACCUCUCAGAAGACAGAGAAGGAGCUGCUGGAUGUGGUGAACAAGAACUUCGACCUCAGGCCAGGUGUCAUUGUCAGGGACUUGGAUCUGAAGAAGCCCAUCUAUCAGAAAACGGCAUGCUAUGGCCACUUUGGAAGAAGCGAGUUUCCCUGGGAAGUGCCCAAGAAGCUUGUGUUUUAGAGCUGGUAGGAGCCAAGCUGGGCACCUCCCUGGAAGCAUCUGGGCAGGCCCCUUGCUCUCCUCCAAGAUCCUGUCAGUUCUCCCCAAAAUGGGCUCCCUGUUCAUAGGGCCUCUCCUGCCCUCCUACCACCCCCCACCCCCUGCUUCUUAUCUUCAGCAGGAAGGGCAGGGAGCAGGGGCUUCCUGGUGCUGGGGGCCCAGAGCUCCUUCCUUCCCAGGAAUAGUCAUGAUGUUCCACUCCCCCUGUCUCUCAGAUUGGAGGGAAAAUGCUAAUUUAGUGAAAAGUGCCCCGUUGUCAACAGCAAGUGCUCCCACAACCUGACCCCGAUCCUUUCCUCCCUCCUCCACAUCUCAUGCAUCUCAGGGCUACAGUGAGCUUGCCCUCACAACCACAACCCUGGUUCAGGGCCUUUCCUGCCAGUCUGGGCUCCUGGUGGGGACAGGCACAGGUACCGACACUGUGCAAGAGGAAAUACUGAGCAGACACCUGGUCGAAUCUCUUCUUCACUAUAACAUGAUGUGGGAACUCCUCUUGGUCCCCCCCACACUUAUAAAUGGAGAAACUGUGGCAUAGACCACUGAAGUCAUGGUCCCAAGGUCCCUGAGUCCCAAGGUAGCACAGGCUAAAGCCGAGACAUAGUCCUGGUGCCUUGAUUAGGGACCUAUAGAACACUGCCCCCACCCCGCAUCCUCCACCCCCCACGCCAGAAACAGGCCUGAGCAAUGGCAUAGCAGGAUUCAUAUUCAGGACUCAGAGACCUGGGCUCUGCCCCAAAGCCCUUAGGCUGCUAGGAAUUCAAGGACAGUCCCACUGACAAGGCUGAUUUAGGGGCAGAACCAAAGAACUGUUUUUUGUUUUGUUUGGUUUUGUUUUGUUUUGUUUUACAACCAUGUAAAGCCAGAUCCUGACCACCUCUGAACAUGUGGGACUGGGGCUUGGGGACCUCCAUCUGAACUUCUUAAAGCCAAUGAAGUAGUCUGUCUUCACACAAGCAAGGAAGUCCAUAAACAGCACUGGCACCUUGUGUGAUGUUUAUCUUUGACCCAUUCAGUAGUAUUCCCUGCAUUCUGAACACUGGGGGAUUAACUAGCUCCCCACCCCAUGUCACUUCCAGAGAAGCCAGUCCUAAGGCCCAAUCAUGUACUGUUAGUGACCUAAAUGGCAGAGUUUGAUUUCUAAUGAUGGAGAAAUGGGUUGAAAUGUCAGUGGAAAGUCUAUGCUGGACAGACAGCACUACUCCCCAUGGUCCACAUGGCCCUCAGUGAGCCGGAAUCUCGAUUCUGCACAUUCACCUGCCUCCCAAUUCCAUUUCCCUCUGUUAUCGCCCUCCUUCCCACCCACCCCCUCCCACCUUGGGUCCUCAGCCUUGGAGGCAUCUGACUGCAUAACUGCCUUCUUCCCAGCUCCCUGAGUUUAGGUCUGAGUCGCCCUCCCCUAGCCUCCCCCCCCCCCCCCAGAAGGACACUGGGGACUAGAUUGCAUUCCAGAGCUGGAGGGACUGCUUCUGGCUGGGAUCAGCAAUAGGAGACAGAUUGCAACUAUCUACUUCAGCCUGGGGUGCAAUGAGCCCAGGCCUUCUCCUUCCAAGAGGGGGUAGGCAGUGCAGGAAAGAAUCCAGCAUUACCCCAAAGCUUAAAGUGUGGUGGUGGGGGGGUAUGUUUGGGUGUGGGUGUUUGUGAGAGAGAGAGAGAGAGAUCUCCGCCCAGGACUUCCUGUCAUCCAGAACACCACCUCAAGUUCCUUUCGUGAGGGAAGGCACAACUUUUCAGGGGACUCAGUUCCCCUACCACGGAUCAUGUUCAAAAGAAAAGUGAAAAGUUCACCGAAUUUCUUUUUGUUUUUUUCCCAGUUGCUAAAGCAGCAUGGUCUUUUUAGGGUGGCAGCAUUGAACUUAUAAAACUAGCACCUUUAUAUUUGUUAAUAGUUUCUUCAAAGACAAGAAAUAAAAAUUCAAGGAACAAUUA
Messenger RNA from Erinaceus europaeus (western European hedgehog), 3367 nucleotides. It is a transcript of the gene MAT1A, whose product is annotated as methionine adenosyltransferase 1A. Bases 212 to 1402 code for a protein of 396 amino acids. NCBI's taxonomy places the organism in Eukaryota, Metazoa, Chordata, Mammalia, Eulipotyphla, Erinaceidae. The transcript is spliced from 9 exons. Gene Ontology annotation, biological process: S-adenosylmethionine biosynthetic process. Gene Ontology annotation, molecular function: methionine adenosyltransferase activity; ATP binding. The record is from RefSeq and is a predicted model, not a curated record. Gene Ontology annotation, cellular component: cytosol.